AUGACCGGCUUCCUAUCAGACCUGGUACAGUAUCAGGGGCUCUUUCAAAUGAUCACUGUGCUGGGGAUCGGUGGAACAUUCCAAAUUGGCUUGCAAAUUUCUAGCAUCACCUACAUGUCUCAGCAUGUUAAGGCUUUCAUUAAUGAAACUUGGCUGGAGCGAUAUGGCUACCCCAUCCAUCAGGAUAAUCUCUUGUUCCUAUGGUCUAUCACCGUGUCCAUCUUUGGUAUAGGAGGUCUCUUGGGUUCUUCAGGAAGCAGAUACCUGACUGUCAAGUAUGGCAAAAAGAAAUGUCUCCUGUGCAACAAUCUGCUCAUGAUAGUGGCUGCAUCUAUCAUGGGCUGCAGUAAAAUAGCCCGGUCCUUUGAGAUGAUUCUAAUUGGACGCUUCAUGUGUGGAAUAAGUGCAGGUCUUUGUGUUCCUCUACAUCAUCAAUACGUUGGGGAAAUUUCCCCUAGGAAGCUACGUGGAUUUGCAAACUCUACUUCCUCUUUCUUUUGGUCACUGGGAAAAGCUGUAGGGCAAAUUUCAGGACAAAGGGAGCUGCUGGGCAGCCAGUCCCUGUGGCCCAUGCUCAUGGCCUCCUGUGGACUUCCAGCACUGGUCCAGCUAGUCACUCUGCCCUUCUUCCCUGAGUCCCCACCAUAUCUCCUCAUGCAUAAAGGAGACCAGGAAGGCUGCAAAAAAGCCAUAAGGCAGCUUUGGGGUGAAGGCCAUCACCAAGCAGAGAUUGAUGACAUCAUGAAAGAGAAGGCAACAAUGAAAAACACCAAGAUCUUGAGUGUCCUGGAGCUAAUGAAAGAACAAGCUUUCCGUUGGCAGCUGUACAUGAUAGUUAUUCUGACCGCCACAGUUCAGCUAUGUGGCAUCAAUGCAAUUUACUUUUAUACUUUUGAAGUCCUCCAGGCAGCAGGCUUUGAUGAAAGAAUGAUCUCCUAUAUGACCCUCUCAGUUGGACUCUCUGAACUCGUAGCUACUGUAGUCUGUAGCUCCAUCAUUGAGCGACUGGGCAGGAAAGUGCUCCUAAGAGGAGGCUAUUGGAUCAUGGGUUCACUGCUAGCUGGUAUCACCGUGACUCUCUCUCUACAGGACUGGUAUUUCUGGAUGCCAUACUGCAGCCUGUGUCUGAUUAUCUUGUUCACAGUUGUCUUUGGAGUUGGGCCAGCUGGUGCCACAAUUUCCAUUAGGAUUGAAAUUUUCAAGCUCUCAUGCAGACCACCUGCCUUUGUGAUCAGCGCAGUUCUCAACUGGCUGGGCGUCUUUGUGAUCGGAACAAGCUUCCCGUUCAUUGUGGAAAGACUCAAGCACUUCUGCUUCCUCAUCUUUAUGGGGGUACUUUUUACUUCAGGGAUAAUUAUCCACCUGUUCCUUCCAGAAACAAAAGGGAAAUCAAUCUUGGAAAUCACAGAAGAAUUUAAUAAACUAAACUUUAAAAAGAAGCAUAUUCCAACAAGUCCAAAUCAUGUCACGGAGGAUUACACCUUCUGCACCAGGCUGUGACCGGCAGUUAGGGGGAGUCAGGCUUUCUUGAAAGGAAGAAAAAAAAGACAUUUGUCGUUUUCUGACUAGCAAGUCAGUCAAAAUGGACUGUCAGUUUUCAUAUCUGUCACUUAACAAGGUUCCCAUUUUGCCAAACCAGCACCUUUCUCAAGCACUCCACUCUG
This is a messenger RNA of Phaethon lepturus (White-tailed tropicbird), 1664 nucleotides long. RefSeq names its product solute carrier family 2, facilitated glucose transporter member 11-like. Lineage: Eukaryota; Metazoa; Chordata; Aves; Phaethontiformes; Phaethontidae. Gene Ontology annotation, cellular component: membrane. Gene Ontology annotation, molecular function: hexose transmembrane transporter activity. The record is from RefSeq and is a predicted model, not a curated record. The coding region runs from base 1 to 1500 and encodes 499 amino acids. The transcript is spliced from 12 exons. Gene Ontology annotation, biological process: monosaccharide transmembrane transport.